UCUCUGUUCAGUUAACUUUCAGCAUUCAUGUUGCUACCUAUUCGCCUGUGACAAGCCUUCGAUGACAAUUUUUAAAGAUUAAGUGUUUGUGCGUUGUUUGUUUGACCUAGUCUGGAAUUUGGUACGAACUAACCGGUUUUCUCUCUCGUCGUCUCUCUAAUCACAAAAGAGAAAGUCUCUGGAACCUUUUAUCCAGCCUAUGUGACGAAUUUACCACUAUGUUUGACUCACGUAACGGGACUACCCAUUUAAAACUUGAAUUUCGAGUGGAUAGUAGUGUAUUUCAAUAAUUAUGGUCAUGGCAUUUUUUUUUUUUUUUUUUAUGUGUGAACAGUCACAAUGGCACUUUAGUUGCAUAAAUUCAAAAUACUGAUUAACUUGUGUUGUUGGUCUUUGCGGCUUUUUAAAAUCGUGACAUCGAUUUGAUGUCAUUAAAUAAAGUAAGAGAAUUAUCUCCUGAUAUUAGUGAUGUCACGCUUGAAUUUCGUCAUUACCGUUUCAAAUCAUAGAUAUCUUGAUUCUGCAUUAAGUUAUUAUUUAUCUUGAAAUCGUAUUGCCACCGGCAACGUUGUCUAGCAGACGAUAAUUCAGCCAAAAAACAACAAAACAUUCCCGUCUCGCUUGAACAAGCCACUACUCUUCCAUGAAAUUUUAUUAAAUUUAUAUUUCGUUCUUUUUAGAAUGUGACGUAAUUAAUAAGUAAAUGAGAUAAAUGUGCGAAAAUUAACAACCAUUUAAUGUGUGUUUUUGUAAUUUUUCAGAAAAAUGGAAUAUAUUUGGAGUCUUACACGUAACUUUCGCGAGCUGUAUAACGGCAUUAAUGGUGCUACGUUGACGGGUGCCAUCGACAUAGUCAUUGUCCAACAGGAAGAUGGCACUUUUCUCUCGUCACCGUUCCACGUCCGUUUUGGCAAACUCGGAGUACUCCGUAGCCGAGAAAAGGUGGUUGAUAUUGAAAUCAAUGGCAACCCAGUUGACAUUCACAUGAAACUGGGAGAGUCUGGUGAAGCUUUCUUUGUCAGCGAAUCACCAAUUGUCAAUUCAGAUGGGCAGAUUUUUCCUCCCCACAUGGCUACAUCACCGAUUCCACCAUCUCUAAUUGAAGAGAACAAGCUGAGAGGAAUCAAUACAGCAGAAUCCAGCCAUGAACACAUGGAAGACACAUUGAUGGGGAAGAGAGAUGAAGGCAUGCUAGCCAAAACAUCAGAUGAUAUUAUUUUAGGAGAGGACUCUUCACAAGGAACUUUCGAAUCGAUUGGAAUUGAAAAUGCGGAGCGCUCAUUCAAACCGAUCGACCCUGACCAUGAUGCGGAAGCGGAAAGCUUGAUGCCGGAUUUCAUCGAAAUGACGGAAGAGGAUCGAAAGCGGUGGAGAAAGAAGAGUCGUAGACGACGUUCUCAAUUAAAAAAGAAGAUGCAACGAGAGGCUAACAAAACAUCGUCAGAAUCUGGAACGGAGCAUUUUCCGAAUGAAAUGGAAGUGGGACUGGAAGUCUCUCCUGCAAUUGGACCUCAUUUGGCAGAGACGUCACCAGUGAAACCAGGUCAUCGCAAGUCACAUAGUUUAUCGGGAAUUCAGCUCAAGGGUGAUGUGCCACCGCCUGUUGGAAAUCCAGUUGAGGACUGGGUUCGAGGCGGAAUUAUUUCUAGGUCAAUUGGUCAUGAAUUCCAUUUCUUCAGCGACACUGAAAUGGAAAUCAGGAGUCCCGAUGGAUCGCGUCCUCCUACUCCCGUCCACUCCGACACGGAAUAUGAAGUUGGCCACAUGAGGCCUAAAGUAUCAGAAUUGGGCGUUCCAUCCAGAAAUUGUCAUCAGCAGUCAUGGCGCUGGGGUGAAUUGCCUAGUCCACCUGUUCUUAAUCGUCCGUCACCACCCAAGCCCAUUACACGAUCCAGUCGCGAUGUUUCACCCUCAAAUCCAGGCACUGAAGCGGGUGCAGUCGCUACAGUCAAUAACGAGACUUCUGAUGGUACGGAUAAUAAGGCCCGUCAGUCCCAGAGUACGGCAGAAGCGGAAGCCCAACGCUCCAUGUUGAGUCACAUGUUCAGCUUUAUGCGACAGACCAAGAAAAUGCGACACCAAGGUACUACUGCGGGUGGAGGCAUAUACUUGGACGAUUUGAACGUGGACGCCCUUGACCCGGAGUUGGCAGCCCUUUACAUUACGCAAAGUUCUUUCCGUCAUGGACUCCCCGAUCCGGCGGUCGCCAGAUUGCGUGAUGAAGAAGACACGGAAUCGGGUAAAGGAGCAUCGCUACCCCAAUCGCCGCACAGUUUAUCAACAGCCACUGCAAUGCGCAGUUCAAGAGGUCCACGUUCAAUUGACAGCGACUUUGAAGAUUCCCGUUCGGACUAUCGCUCUUUGCCCGAUGUGGCUCUCUCACUAUGCGGCCACUUUGGCGAUCAGAUAGAUCCGCCUGAUGAGCUGUUCCUUCAAUCUCUAGUCACGUAUGAUGAUUUCAUCGAAAACCCUCGCCUAAUCGAAAAUCCUGACCUCCUUGUCCGAAUUGGCAACAAAUACUACACGUGGCAAGCCGCAUGCCCCAUUAUUAUGAGCUGGGUUCUCUACCAGCGAUUCUUACCUCAGUCAUCAGUUGAUGCCAUUGUUCACGAGUAUAUGCCCAAACGAAAGGAAAAGAAGACUGAACCAGUUGCAGCCCCUGCCCGCAAAUCAUCGUGGUUUCCUUGGGGAAGACGAAGUGCCACUAAAAAGGAAAGUGGUGAACCGGAAGUUAAUACCGCAAUUGCCAGCACCACCGUUCAACCAGAAGCAGCGUCUGCAAUUGGUCCCAGCAGUGCCCCGAAAACAACAGAGUCAGUUGUCAAGAAACAGAAGAGCGAUCGUCAACUGGUCGGAGAUGUGGCAACAACUGGAACAUCGUCUGACAAUGAAAGUAACGAUUCAAAUCAGCCCGAUAGUGGCAAGAAACUUCCAAUGGAAAGACGACCAUAUUACGAGAAUACGGAUGUAUUCUGUAAAACGUUGCGUCUUACGUCCGAACAGAUUAGACAAUUAAAUCUGCGAGAAGGUCCUAAUGAGGCCGUAUUCAGCGUUACAACUGCUUACCAGGGCACAACUAGAUGCAAAUGCCACAUUUAUCUCUGGCGCUACGACGACAAAGUUGUCAUCUCUGAUAUUGAUGGAACUAUUACCAAGUCGGAUGUGCUCGGGCAUAUUCUUCCCAUUGUCGGACAAGAUUGGGCUCAAAGCGGUGUGGCCCAACUGUUCACAAAGAUCAAGAACAACGGGUAUCGUAUCUUGUAUCUGUCAGCUCGCGCAAUCGGCCAAGCACAUAUUACGCGCGAAUAUCUUCGGUCUGUCAAACAAGGAGAUCUCUCUCUACCUGAUGGACCUUUACUACUCAAUCCUACUAGUCUCUUGAGUGCCUUCCAUCGCGAAGUCAUUGAGAAAAAACCUGAGGAAUUCAAGAUUUCCUGUUUGCGUGAUAUCCAAAUGUUAUUCCCAUCGCAUUCGAAUCCUUUCUAUGCUGGAUACGGCAAUCGAGUCAAUGAUGUGUGGGCGUACCGGGCCGUUGGCAUUCCUACUUCCAGGAUCUUCACAAUUAAUCCACGCGGCGAGCUGAAAUUAGAACUUCCACAGGCCGUUCAAUCAUCAUACUCGAAACAGAGUUUCAUCGUUGAUUUGGUGUUUCCUCCGUUUCUUCACGGCACUCGCGAGAUUUUAGAAGGUUCCGAAUACAGCGAGUUCACUUAUUGGCGACAACCUGUUCCUGAUACGCCCGAUGAGGUGGAAGCAGCCAAGUUCAUUACCGCUUACUCUGAUUCGAACAAACAGCGUCGUACAGUGGUGACUAAAAGUGAACACUAGCGCUUUUCGAUCCCCAUGUAAUUUAUGAAAAAUGGUUUUUGGUCGAGGUUAUUCUUUCACUUUUCUUUCCUUCGUCUCGAGUCUUGUUUAUUUCAUGCCUACGCAUUGUUUAAUUAAGGUGGGAUUAUCUUUUGAAUGGUUCGUCUUGAUGGAGUCUCGCGUCGAAAUAAACGCAGCUGCGCUGUUCAUAAACUGUC
Daphnia pulex (common water flea) is the source of this 4025-nucleotide messenger RNA. RefSeq names its product phosphatidate phosphatase LPIN3-like (gene Lpin). Lineage: Eukaryota; Metazoa; Arthropoda; Branchiopoda; Diplostraca; Daphniidae. Gene Ontology annotation, molecular function: phosphatidate phosphatase activity; transcription coactivator activity. The coding region runs from base 766 to 3828 and encodes 1020 amino acids. The transcript has 13 exons. Gene Ontology annotation, biological process: triglyceride biosynthetic process; cellular response to insulin stimulus; positive regulation of transcription by RNA polymerase II. The record is from RefSeq and is a predicted model, not a curated record. Gene Ontology annotation, cellular component: nucleus.